AUGUCAGGUCCCGUACCCGAGGUGACUGCCCUGCAGGAUAUCUACACGCAACACGCGCUGCUGGACCAGGGCGCACGAUGGAACAAGCUCCUUGAGAAGUUCCAGAGCCUCUACGGCCGCCCGGCGCAAUUCGUCUCCCGAUCGCCAGGACGUGUCAACAUCAUCGGCGAGCACAUCGACUACUCCUUGUACUCGGUGCUCCCCAUGGGCAUGACCCCCGAUGUCAUCAUCGCCGUUUCCACCGACCUCGAGCCGGCGAGCGAGGGCUCGUACAAGCUGAAGCUUGCCAACCUGGACGAGGCGAGGUUCCCGACUCGCGAGUUCGACGUGGCCCACGGCGAUGUCGAGAUCGAUGCGACUCAGCAUGAGUGGACAAACUACUUCAAGGCGGGCCUCCGUGGCGCUCUUGAGCUGCUGAGAAAGAAGCAUGGGGCCGACUUCAAGCCCAAGAGCAUGCAGGUGCUCAUGGAUGGCACCGUGCCUGCAGGCGGCGGGCUGAGUUCCAGCGCUGCUUUUGUCAGCGCCAGCGCACUGGCAGUCAUGAUUGCCAACGGAGAGAAGAAUGUAGACAAGAAGGACCUGACCGAGGUGGCCAUUGUCAGUGAACGAGCUGUCGGCGUCAACUCCGGAGGAAUGGACCAGUCUGCUUCCGUCUUCUCCGAGCGAGGCUCCGCCUUGCUCGUCUCCUUCUCGCCGUCCUUGUCAGCCCGGCCUGUCUACUUCCCGAAAACCAACCCCGAGCUCAUCUUCCUCGUUGCACAAUCCUUUGUCACUUCCAACAAGCAGGUCACCGGCCCGAUCCACUACAACUUGCGCGUCGUGGAGUGUAGCAUGGCUGCUGCGGCCCUGAACGCGAAGCUAUGCCCGGGUACCACGCUUCCCAAGGAUGCAGGCCCGCUUGGUGUCUCCCUUCGAGGUUUCCAUACAAACUAUUUCAAGGAUAGCCAGAAGACAAUGGUUGAGCAAGUCACCGAGCUGAUUGAACUCACCAAAUCCACUCUGACCCAGGAGGAAGGCUAUACGUUGGAGGAGGUGGCUGCCGCCGCCGGCACAACGGUGGAUGACAUCAAGGCACGCUUCAUGUCCAGUUUCCCGGUCCGGGGCGAACGCUUCAAGCUGAGACAGCGAGCUCUGCACGUCUUUACGGAAGCCCUGCGCGUCUUGCAGUUCUUGACCUUGCUCGAGGACAAGUCAUACCACUCAAAAUCCGACGACACCACAGAUUUCAACUCUAAGCUCGGCAACCUUAUGAAUGCCACCCAGGACUCGUGUCGCGAGUUGUACGAGUGCAGCUGCCCCGAGAUCGACGAGCUUUGCACAAUCGCGCGUGAGGCUGGGAGUUAUGGUAGCCGUCUUACCGGCGCUGGCUGGGGUGGCUGCAGCGUCCAUCUUGUCCCGGCGGACAAGGUCGAGGACAUCAAGAAGGCCAUGGUUGAGAAGUACUACUCAAAACGCAACCUGGGUGAACGAGACCUAGAGGCGGCCAUUGUUGUGAGCCGGCCGAUGAAUGGAAGUGCUGUCUUCAAGUUGGAGGGCGGAAGAUUACCUUGA
Neoarthrinium moseri is the source of this 1551-nucleotide messenger RNA. RefSeq lists its product as uncharacterized. Lineage: Eukaryota; Fungi; Ascomycota; Sordariomycetes; Amphisphaeriales; Apiosporaceae. Gene Ontology annotation, biological process: carbohydrate phosphorylation; galactose metabolic process. The record is from RefSeq and is a predicted model, not a curated record. The transcript has 2 exons. Bases 1 to 1551 code for a protein of 516 amino acids. Gene Ontology annotation, molecular function: galactokinase activity; ATP binding. Gene Ontology annotation, cellular component: cytosol; cytoplasm.